Molecule: messenger RNA, 1392 nt
Organism: Camellia sinensis
Lineage: Eukaryota; Viridiplantae; Streptophyta; Magnoliopsida; Ericales; Theaceae
Product: putative CCR4-associated factor 1 homolog 7
Cellular component (GO): CCR4-NOT complex
Molecular function (GO): nucleic acid binding; poly(A)-specific ribonuclease activity
Source: RefSeq, a predicted model, not a curated record
UUUGUUCAAUUGUAACGUUAAUGUCAUCUUCUCUUUAGGAGUCUUCUCCCCGCCUCUCUCUUCUCUCUCUCUCUCUCUCUCGUCUUCAUCGUCCUCUUCUUCUUCUUCUCUCUCUGCUUCCUCUGCAAAUCCCAAGCGUUGACUCACAAAUCAUCACAAAGUUGUGAGUUUAAAUCUUCAUCACUGACCGACAACGAACUCACCUCUACUCACAAGUUCAAGAUCUGUUCACUUCAACCCUCAAUUUCACUGAUCCAAGAUCUAGUUGAAUUUAAGGGGGUUUAAUCACUUUUUUGCCCAAAAUUGAUUCCCUAAGAUGUCAGAGCUGUCGAAAAACGAUUCGAUUCAUAUCCGAGAGGUAUGGAACGACAAUCUCGAAGAAGAGUUCGCUUUGAUUCGAGAAAUUGUCGAUGAAUAUUCCUAUGUUGCGAUGGAUACGGAGUUUCCGGGGGUUGUUCUUCGGCCGGUGGGGACUUUCAAGAACAUCAAUGACUAUAACUAUCAGACUUUGAAGGACAAUGUUGAUAUGUUGAAGUUGAUUCAGUUGGGUCUCACGUUUUCGGAUGAAAAUGGGAACUUGCCUACUUGUGGGACUGAUAGACACUGCAUUUGGCAGUUCAAUUUUCGCGAAUUUAACGUCAGUGAAGAUAUCUUCGCUAAUGAUUCAAUUGAGUUGCUGAUGCAAUGUGGUAUUGAUUUCAAGAAGAAUAAUGAGAUGGGUAUUGAUGCGAAUCGGUUUGGCGAGCUCUUGAUGUCUUCGGGGAUCGUGUUGAAUGAUGGUGUGCAUUGGGUGACCUUUCACAGUGGGUAUGAUUUUGGGUAUUUGCUCAAGUUGUUGACUUGCACAGCUUUACCUGAUAUGCAAGCUGGGUUCUUUGAUUUGAUCAAUAUGUAUUUCCCCAUGGUGUAUGAUAUCAAGCACUUGAUGAAGUUUUGUAACAGCCUUCAUGGUGGGUUGAACAAGCUUGCUGAGCUUUUGGAGGUCGAGAGGAUUGGUAUUUGCCAUCAAGCAGGUUCGGAUAGUUUACUUACUUCUUGUGCAUUUAAGAAGUUGAAAGACAACUUUUUUAAUGGCUCCACAGAGAAAUAUGCUGGUGUUCUGUAUGGUCUUGGUGUCGAGAAUGGCUCUGAUAAAUAAAUGUUUGGCAAACAAUUGAAUGUUUGGUUGUCCAGUUAGGCAUGGUUGGCAAAAAAUGAAUGCUUGUAUGAUCAGUUAGGCAUGAAACUCCCAUUUCCAUCUGUACACAAAUGGGAAAAAGUUGUUGCUUUUCCUUUGUUGCUUUUUCUUUUUUCUGAGCUUAUGUGUAACUCAACCCGCAAUGGGUGUUGUAGCUUGAGUACUGUAAAGUUAUCACAUUUACUGUUUCAAUAACAAUCUUAACAUUUUAGCAA